CAACGCGAGUGGAAAAAUACAAAAAAUAUAAAUAUUAAAGCGCGAGUGGAGUGGAGAUGAAUUUAAGUGAGAGAAGAGAGCAAACUAUAAAGCAAAUCAGUGUGAAAGGUUAACAAUGGCAUUGUCUCUCUAAUUACGAGUAUCCUAUGCCGAGGAGCCAAUAAAAAGGAUUCACUCCCCAAAGGAUUCAUUCGAACAAAAAUAGAACAAAAGAGAAGGUGGAAAACUUUUUUUUCCAUCUCCAUUCAUUCGGUAAAAAGAAGGAACAACUUUUACCUUUCGCCCACUCUUGUGUGUGUAUGUGUGUGUGUUGAUUUAUGUGUUUUUUCCUUGUUCCGCGCCAAGACCAAAGGACAUUUUGCCUUCCUGAUUUGUGUAUGUAGAAAAGAUCUCGGGCGAGGAAGAAGUGCAGCCCUGUCCACUAUCCAGGAUGUCGUUCAAGCUGUUCCGACGCGGCUCCGCUCGAUGCAUUGGCCUGCUGUCGGCCUUCGUGACGAUCCUGCUCUGCCUCUACUACAUCUCCAUUGGCCAGCCCAAUCCGACGCCCAGCUCCGAGGCGGGCUCCCCCACAGCGGCGGGACUACAGCGUGGACUAGGACCAGCGGCAGGCAUCACAGGAUUCAGUGUGCAGCAGCAGCAGCUGCAGCAGAAGAAGAUUCAUGCAGCGGCCAUCGUCUCGAACCAGAAGAGAUCCUCCGAGCAGCGGGCGGAGGAGGUAACAGCAGUAGAGCAGGAGGCAGUAGAGCCCGACGACACAAAUGUGGAAUAUGCCAGGAGCAGCUGGGGCGACAAGUGCUACGUCCUGCUCCAGAGUGACACAAACAUAACGGCCAACGAGGAGCACAGCAGAUUCGAUUUUCAGCCCGAAUGGAUGCGAUCGAAGGAGUACUGGGAUCGUGGCUUUGAGGAGCGUUUCGAUGCCCAGAAGAAGGAGAAGCAGCGUCCCCCGCUGAAGAUCAUCGUGGUGCCGCACUCGCACAACGAUCCCGGCUGGCUGAAGACCUUCACCAACUACUUCCAGUCGGACUCGCGGCAGAUCCUCAACCUGCUGGUGACCAAGAUGCAGGAGUACAAGGACAUGACGUUCAUCUGGUCCGAGAUCUCGUUUCUGCAGCUGUGGUGGGACCAGGCACAUCCCACCAAGCAGCGAGCGCUGCGGCGUCUCGUGGACUCUGGCCGCAUCGAGAUCACCACCGGCGGCUGGGUGAUGACGGACGAGGCGAACGUUCACAUCUAUCCGAUGCUCGACCAGCUGAUCGAGGGCCACCAGUGGCUGAAGAACAACCUGAACGUGACGCCCAAGGUGGGCUGGUCCAUCGAUCCCUUUGGCCACGGCAGCACCGUCCCCUACCUGCUGUCCGGCGCGAACUUCGAGGGUGCCAUCAUCCAAAGGAUCCACUACGCGUGGAAGCAGUGGUUCGCCCGCCAGCAGAUGGGCGACUUUGUGUGGACGCCCUACUGGCGGACAAAGGGAGAGGCCGUAGCCGAGGGGGCAGCAGGCAGCUUGCUCACCCACAACAUGCCCUUUGACAUCUACUCGAUCAAGGGCUCGUGCGGGCCGCAUCCGUUCAUCUGCCUGAACUUCGACUUCCGCAAGAUCCCCGGCGAGUACACCGAGUACUCGGUGAAGGCGCAGUUCAUCACCGACGACAACGUCGAGGAGAAGGCGCAGCUGCUGCUGGAGCAGUACGCGCGCACCGCCUCGCUCUUUCCGCACAACGUGGCCCUCAUCCCGGUGGGCGAUGACUUCCGCUACAACAAGGAGCGCGAGGUGGACCAGCAGUACCAGAACUACAAGAAGCUCAUUGACCACAUCAUGGCCAACAGGCGGCUGUACAACACGGACAUCAAGUUCGGUACGCCCAGCGACUACUUUGCGGCCAUCAGGGAGCGCAUGAAGGGCCGCAGUCCCGGCUUCCCCAGCUUCAAGGGCGACUUCUUCGUGUACUCGGACAUCUUCUCGGAGGGUAGGCCCGCCUACUGGUCGGGCUACUUCACCACGCGACCCUUCUACAAGCUGCUCAGCUCCGAGCUGGAGCACAAUCUGCGCGCCGCCGAGAUACUCUUUACGCUGGCGUACAACACGGCACGCCAGGCGCAGCGGGAGAACGCCAUCAAGAUCGACGAGAAGAACUACGAGCAGAUCAUCCACGCGCGACGCAAUCUGGGUCUGUUCCAGCACCACGACGCCAUCACGGGCACCUCGAAGGCGGCGGUGAUGCGCGACUAUGCCAUGCGGCUGUUCGAGAGCAUCCAGAACAUGGUCAAGAUGCAGGAGUCGUGCAUUGAGCAGCUGCUGCAGCGGGGCCAGCCCCGCCACCAUGGCUUUCUCAUCAGCGAAUUCGAGCGGGACAACUUCAACAAGCUGCCGCGCAAGAUGCCCAUUCAGAUGGUCAGCGGGGAUGACUCCACGACACCCGCAGCAGCAGGAGCAGGAGCAGGAGGAUCAUCCAUUGGCAGCUUUGUUCUGUACAACUCGCUGGCGCAGAAGCGCAUCGAAAUCGUGACACUGCGCGUUCAGCAUCCGAAUGUGAAGAUCCUCAACCAUGAGGGCGUUGAGCUGAAGCACAUCCAGAUCAAUCCCGUGUGGAACAUCACGGACACGUACGACCUGGUGCUGGGAACGACCACCACGGGCACCAUCGGACGCAUUCGCACGAGCACGCGGCAGUACGAGGUGAUGUUCGUGGCCGAGCUGGAGGCCCUGUCCCUCAGCACGUACCGCGUACAGGUGGAUGAGGCCAGCUACAGGCGGAACAUUGCCACCAUCUACUGCGAUGAUUGCCACGAGGCGUCUGCCACAGCGAGCACCGCCACUCCCGCUGGAGCCAGUGGCGCCACAGUGACCGAUUUUGAGGUGCGGGCCAAGCCAGCGGGCGACAUUCAGCUGGAGAAUCCCCAUAUGCGCCUGCUGUUCGAUGAGAAGAGCGGCUUCCUGAAGACCGUCACGCGAAAGAACCAGCGCAAGGAGCUGAUGAAGCCGAUGCAGUGCAACAUCAAGUUUGCCGCCUACCGCAGCGCCCAGUUCCACUCUGGGGCGUACCUCUUCAAGACGGAUCCCGAGCAGAGCGAAGCCGAGAAGGAUGUGCUGGAGGGCUACACCGAUGUGCGCAUCAUCAUCACCUCUGGGCCGAUUGCCAGCGAUGUGACUGUGAUAUAUGGCCCCUUCCUCGCCCACACCGUGCGCAUCUUCAACACGCGAACGCAUCUGGAUGCUGCCAUCUACGUGGAGAAUGACAUUGACUUCGAGCCGCCGCCCAAGAACCGCGAAACGGAGCUCUUCAUGCGCCUCAUCACGAACAUAGACAACAUUGCCGGAGCGCCAAUGCAAAGGGAUCCGCUCAAGGAGCCCACCGAUACGGGCACCAUGCCGGAGCUGCCUGUUUUCUACAGCGAUCAGAAUGGUUUCCAGUACCACGAACGCAUUAAAGUGCCGGCCAUUGGCAUCGAGGGCAACUACUUCCCCAUCACCUCGGGCGCGUUUAUCCAGGACUCGCGGCUGCGGCUCACUCUGCUGACAACCCACGCCCAGGGAGCGGCCAGCUACGAGCCUGGACAACUGGAGGUGAUGCUCGAUAGGCGGACCCUCUACGACGACUACAGGGGCAUGGGCGAGGGCGUGGUCGAUAGUCAUUUGACGCGCCACAAGUUCUGGCUGCUGGUGGAGGACAUGCCGCGUGGCCAGCACGCUGCCAAGCCGCCCGGCUACCAGGUGCCCAGCAGGCAGGGACAGGUGCUGGCCAAUGCGCUCCGAUACCCGCCGAAUCUGUACUUCCUGAGCAGCAUUGAGCAGCCGCUGGCGGGUCUGCAGGCCCAGGUGCGGCUGCUGCCCAAGGGGGCACUGCCCUGCGACGUGCACCUGACCACCCUGCGCACCCUCUCCGACCCGGAGCUGCAGCUGUUUCCGUCCGCCUCCGCGCUGAUGGUCCUCCACAGGCAAGGCUUCGACUGCAGCGUGAGUGCCGUGGGUGGCAGGGAGCUGGGUCUGGACAGCAUCUGUCCGCUCUCGAACGGAGGACUCGGCCCCGUGCAGCUGGGCAAGCUGAGUCUGCACACCAUCGAGGCCACCAGCCUGACGGGGCUGGAGCAGGCGAAGGAGAAGGCCCAGGAGAACUUCCGCAUCCGCUCUCUGGCGGAAGUGAGCCUGCAGCCGAUGGAGCUGCGAACCUUCAACCUCACCUUCAGCGACAGAUCGUGAAUCUCAUCCCUUAAUCUAAAUCGAAAUCUCUUUAUCGUGUAUUUUAUUUAUUUAGUGUAUUGUAUUGAGUUGUGUUGUGGCCCCAGGAAAUCUUAGUUUUAAGCGUAAAGUACGACGACAGUUCUCAGCUUUAUUUCUCUCUCUCUCCAGCAGUUUUUGAAAGUACAAAGCACAUAGAACAUGUAAACCAACUCUCUGAUCCAACUCUCGACUGCCCAGCGCAAUGCAUUCCGUUUUUAGCCAAUUUGCCACCCAUUCUCUCUCUCUCUCUCUACCGUAGAUUCCAGGCACACGCUUUUUAGUGCAAUAAUCCUUGACUAAAGACAGACUAGGCUAGACUAAGGACUAGCCCGAUGAUAGCCGACAAAUAUUUAGAUGCAAAUAUACCUUUAUUAAAUUUAUUUACGUAGCCAGCAAGUUAGAUAAAUUUUAAAUUCGCUUUCGUUUGCCUUCGCAUCGAUUUGUUUAGACUGAUUACUGACUAAAACCAAAACGAAUGCAAAUAUAUGUAUUACGAGCAUAACUACUGUCCUCAAUCGCAUGCACUCUAACCCCUUGAACCCCUUAACCACAUGCAAACUGAAUUGUAAGCCCCAUAGAUAUAAGUUUUAAAUGAGCAACAGAGUAGCAAAGGGAUAAGCCAAAUAUUAAAUUAGCACUACAAUUAGCAAUAUUGUAAAUAGUUGAAUGCAAAUUCAAGGCACGGUCAAAAUAGCUCUAAUAUAUUUACUUUCCGAUAAUCCCCACAUAGGCUUAAGGCCCAUCUCUCUCUAGUGUAACCCCAAAACACCAGAGCUUUUCAAAUAGUUACUACGACGACGACUACCACUUACUUACAUGCAUACUAUGUAGGCGUAAUGCAAGACAUAAAAAUACAUUUAGGAUGCCCAAGACAUAGGAAUAAAUAGAAAGACAAAGGACCGAAAGUACCGAAAGACACGCGGAAAUCAAACGACGAACAUUUAAAACUGAUACAACAAAUGUUUUGAGUAUUUAUUUAUGAAAAACUUAUUACAUUAUAUGUAGUUUUAUGAAUACCAGAUAAUAAAGUAUUAAAUGAAACC
Messenger RNA from Drosophila subobscura, 5262 nucleotides. RefSeq names its product alpha-mannosidase 2x (gene alpha-Man-IIb). The record is from RefSeq and is a predicted model, not a curated record. Lineage: Eukaryota; Metazoa; Arthropoda; Insecta; Diptera; Drosophilidae. Gene Ontology annotation, cellular component: Golgi membrane. Gene Ontology annotation, biological process: mannose metabolic process; protein deglycosylation; N-glycan processing. The coding region runs from base 431 to 4198 and encodes 1255 amino acids. Gene Ontology annotation, molecular function: carbohydrate binding; alpha-mannosidase activity. The transcript is spliced from 5 exons.